Molecule: messenger RNA, 9912 nt
Organism: Phytomonas sp. EM1
Lineage: Eukaryota; Euglenozoa; Kinetoplastea; Trypanosomatida; Trypanosomatidae
Source: the annotation of a GenBank genome assembly
AUGUGCUUCAGGCCCUGCCACGUUUUGCGUGCCACCCAAAAAAGGUUACUGGGAACCAUCAAUGCUGCCCAAGCUCGUUCCAUGAAAUCAUCCACCUUUUCCUUAGUGAACAGAAAGCCAACAAAGGCUGCGACUCCAGGGUUACAGAAAGGUGAACUGAAUUUAGAUACGCCUUUUCGCGGUGUAUCCUUGUCACCCUCCGCAAAGCAUGAGCAUGUACACAUAGAAAAAGAAAUCACUGGUGUUUCUUCUUAUGAAGACGUUCAGAAAACAUCAAAACGAUCGGAGCGGAUGACAUCAAAAAACGGGUUGUCCUCAUCGCAAAAGUUAGACUCUUCUAAAGAUAGGGAUCAGGUUCAGUUGGAAUCUCAAUCUUUUAGCCUGGAUUCAGAUGGAACAGCAGGAGAUACUAACAUAAAGCUUGUGGAAGGUAAGCGUUCCAUGAGAUCUUUACUUCUUCUCGUAUUGGAAUGUGCGGCAGGCACUCUUGGUCGUUCUAAUUGCAAUUAUGCUGCUGGGCGUAAUGUCAAAGCAACUGUCGAAUCUUCCUCUCGUUAUUGGGAAGUUACCACCUUGGAUUUACUGUCUGAGAACAAGCCUAACAUAGCUUUAAACUUGACAUACACCGAGGUCUCAGGUAUUCAGUCAGAGCUCAUACCAUCACUAAGGGAGGCUGUUGAUCUUUUUUCGCGCAUGUUUGCGGCCACAUUGCAGAGUGCGCGACCGCGUUCUAUGCUGAGGUACUGUGCGAUGUCGCGCAUUGCGUGCUCAGCAUCGCCAUCAUCCUGUAGCAAUGAUUUGUCUUCCGUUUUUUCCAUCUUCUCCGCUGGGAAUACUUGGUCGCAGUCGGCGGAGGCCCUAAAAGUCAGUGAGGUGCAGAUCCUUGAAGAGUCACUACGCCAUAUCGCCACACGCUCUUAUCACGUGCUUCAGUCUGAUGUUAGCCAGCGAGCUACUUUCGUACGACAGUUAGUGGACUCAAUAGAUGCGGCGGUGAUCCCUAUGGGCAUACCAGGAACCCAAAUGAAUUUUGUAAGAGAUAGGUCUGGAGAAAAUCAUCAACGUCCGGGCAAGAAUAGAGCUGACAUGAAUAAUGACCAACGCACCAUUUCGAAGUUAUGCGCUCAAGAAAGCCUGUCUGACAUCCUUGAAAUGCUAGCGCUGAAGCUCCAUUUGGCAUAUGUUCUUUUAGGAGAGCAUCACUACGCUUUGUCAGGAUUAAGUACUGAUUCGGAGCCCAGCAGGCAGGAGAGACGAUGGAGGGUUGACGUUGGCCGUGACCUACUUCGUGUCGUUUCGAGCGAUGACAGGAUUUACGAGUUUUGCACUCUUGCGCCUGUUAAGAAGGGGCAAAUCGAUUUGAUCCGGCACAAAAAAAUAAAAGGUUUCGGAGCAUUACUAAGCUAUGCGAUUCAAAUAAAGACCGCCGAUGCCAAGCAAACCAUGCGCAUAUCGCAUCAAAGAGAGUUGAUGAAUAAACGAACCGCUUUGCAUCAUGUGUUGUCACUAUACCUUAGCAUGCUCCCUGACAUUGUCGCUGCCCGAUGCGGUAGCAUGGGGGCUCAGUGCCCAGGCAAAGCUGGAAUCUAUGCGACCAAUGUGGCGGGAGUUCUGGAACCGGGCAUUGACGAUGCUUCCAAUAGUAUCCAUGAGCACUAUGGUGGGUGCAAGGAAGUCGUUGGACACGGACAGCCUGAAGGCGAGGAGUUGAGGGUUUUGUCCAGUCUCAGUGAAGUCUGGUUUACGCACCAGCAUGCCUUACGCAUCGAAGGUGCUGCUGCUGCUAUCGAUUGGCUUCGUUUGGUUCCAGUUUUGAUGACCAGCAUGGCAAACAUUGUAGAGCGCAGUUUGGAAUUGGCGAGUUUGUCACCCAUUCUUAUGAAUCCCUCUGAGAAUCGUGAGGAGGAGCUCAAUCGGCUGAUGGAUGUGUCCCAAAAACUUUCGUUACUUUUAAACAACAUGCUUUUCUAUGACUCUUCUGCCUUUGAUGCAACACGGCAGUUUACCCCUUCUAAUACAGUGGUAGAAUCUGGCAACAAUCACUGUUCCGAGAGUGCUACAGAGGACAUGGAUGACGAUCCCGUGCAGCGUUUCCGCCGAAAACGUUCGAUCUUUAACAAGGGUAGACCAUCGGAUGGUGGUGUGCUGCGGGAGGUGGGCGGAGUCGCGGCGUCAGUACCCCCUUCCACAGAUCGGUUUAGCAAGGGUGGCCAUUCCCGUUUUACCGUUCGAGAUCCCUCAAGAUUGGGGGGUCAAGCAAUUGAGGGAGUUACCCACACCUACAGCCAUGCGGGCCGUGUGGAAGAAGGAUCCAGCGCACUUUUUCGUAUUCUUGUCCUCUCACAAGACGCCGUACAGACGCUUGUUACUGCCUUUCCAUUCAUGAACAGCCAUGGGCAGAUAAAUCUCAGCGAAAUAUGGAUUGACAUAAUUCACGCUAUGGGGCGUCUUCAGCAGCUUCUUUAUGGCAAUCCACCGUCAUUACAAACACAUUUGGUAUCAACACAAUCAAACUGGGAUUCAAAGCCCAGUAAAGGCAUUCAGAGCCUUACAAGGGGUGACAACGUGAAGUUCCUCUCAGAUAAGAAGGAUGGCAAGGAGCGCAUCACGGAUCUGGAUGCAAACUUCGUAACGGAUGUGUCCCUUGACCGUUUUCCCCAUUUACUUGCAUUGACAACACGCUGUUCGAAUAAUGAAUUGCAAUGCCACUGCGUCUUGAAUAUCGUAUGCAGCAUGCAAAAGAUGAUUCCACUCAGGCUCUUUGACAGCACAUUGCGGAUGGCAAACACAUUGAUGCAAGCCCUUCUUGUUUUGCAUGAGAAAAUAAAGCAACGCGAACCUCAGACAACUGUUCGCAGCACAAGUUUUUACCGAGACGUGAUUCGUCAAAGGGAUGAACUGCAGUUCUUUCUGCUGUUAGGAGGCCAAGAGCUCCUCUGGGGAAACUCUUGUUUCGCAUUUGCAAAAGGGAUCCAGAUGGCGUGGAAGAUGCGGUUAGCUCUUUGCUGUGGGGCAUCGUACACAUCGCAAUCGGCGCUGUCAUCAAGUGUACUGGCCCAGAAAGUGUCCCAGGUUGUAGUGCAGAUCAGCAGGCUUUCCUUCGAGCAGUCGAAUAGCAUUCCUUCCGUUAUUAAGACUUCGAUUGAGAUUUUGAAGAUCUGGACUUUUUCCUCUGCCGAUGGAUUCCCAACCCCAUGCCGAGUCCCUCUCAGUGUUUUUGGUGCCCAAAUGUGCGCUGUGUGCAUUUUGGUGGGUGCCUCCGUUAUGGAUUCAGUACACAGGAGGGACAGGAUUAGGAGUGUAGCUCCGCUGACGUCAUCCCCGCCUGGAACUACUAAAGGUGAAGCCAUCGUCCAGCUAAUUGAAUUGUUUUCUUCCAAUUAUCGUCUCUUGCUCAUGUGCUGCUACCCAGCUUUCUUGCACAAAAUGCAUGAAGUAAUGCUACGCGUUAUGGGCCCCCAUGAGGAGCUUGUUACGCAAUUCAUUGUUCGGCACCUUUUACCAGUUUCAACGUCCAUGGUUCUAAUGAGCUUGCAUAAUUCCAGAAACUGUGACACACCUAAUGCGCAUGCCUUUCUUUGCGAACAGACACUUCUUCUGUUAGCUGUGUUAUCUCACUUCGCAGAGUAUCCUAAUAUUAAUUCGAAGGAAGGGGGGAGGAUUAACUCAAAUGUGAAGGAGUUGCUGCAGCCGUGGAGUAAUAUUCUCAUGAGUAUAAGCAUUUAUUGCUUGAGGUUAUCCAAGGGGCAAAAGGGGAUUGUACAAUCCGGGGAUUUGCACUUUGGUGCUCCUUUUCUGCCACCACUCUCAUCAUUACCUACAUCCAUCUUAGAGGAUGUCUCAGUCAUUCUUAAGGAUCUUUUAACGCUCUCGAAACCGUUACAGGAAGCACCUCACCGUAUGUCUGCCGCUGCGGCUGAGGGUGUCCAGUAUACUAUUGAUUUCGAAAUACCUGACGACUCCACACGCUCUUUCCUACGCUUCCUACACCACUGUAAUGGCUUGUUUCCAUCUACUGCCUUCCAUUGGUCUCGAGGAGAUCACGUCAAUCAAAUACUGGAUGCGCUACGUGUUUACAGCCUCGAGUUGGAGAGUAGUGCUUCUUUUAGCGUAUUUACUGAUAUCGUUUCUUCCUCAGCAAUGGAUCGGACCAAUUACAAGAAUGCAUCAGACGAAAAGCGAACCCAAUGGCUCCGGGACUCAACAACAGCGGACGUGAAUCAUCCUAUGACGAAUAUUUCCGAUGCCCUCGACAACAAAGGGUUUGUGUCAUUUGAGCGACAACGCGAAAUGUCCCAGUGCUGGUAUGGAGUACUUUCAGCUGUCCAGGUUGCCAGUACAAAGCGAAUCGCUCCGGCCGCCCUUCACCAGCACCCCUUUAAUGCAAAGCUUCUUGAAAAAUUGAUGCGUUUCUUAGCAAAAAAUGCACGCCAAUAUUCAAAACAAAAUGUUACACAUGCACAGUCACACGGCACUGCUCUUUCCAAUACCGGUACUAUUGCUGCCACGAACGAGGCAUGUCUCACUGCACUUGACUAUAUGGGACACAUCAACGCUGAUGGGGGCUGGCCUAUGGUAUACUGGAUCUUUGGUAUCGCUGAAGUGGGUGUCGCCGCUGAAAAAGUUGGUCGGGGGCGUGUAAGUGAGACCACACGCAGUAUCGUUGUAUCUUCCAUUUUCCACCAACUGCGUGCGGUGCCACCCCCGCCACGAGACAACCAUGCCAUGCCAGGAACCUUUUCAUACCUUGCAAAGGUACUUGUGAGCCUCUCUGACAUGCUAUCCAAGGAAGGAUCCGUGACGCUAUUGGGUAUCGGUCGAUCAAAGCGCCUUGCGGGACUGCUGGCGGAACCAUCUGCAGACGAUCUGCGUACAAUCAUUUUCGCCAUCAAGCAAAGUGUGCUAUACAUCGAGUCCGGAACACAACCACUGCGGUCGACACGCCGCAUAUCGUCAGGGGAACUUGAUCUCACUGAAGAAGAUGAAAUUACUUUUGAAACGACAAGUAAAAGCUUGUUUGCAGAUACGGAUCGCCAGAGUGCAUUUUCCGGCCCUAGUUCUGGGGAAGCCGUGGCCCCUUACUACGUUAGCGUACUCAAGGGGGAUGGGGAAGGUAUUUCUAGGGUUGAGGAGAAGCGAGUUGAGUUCCGGCAACUCAUGCAAACGUUUGUAGUGGCUUUUGACGUUAUUCUUGAUUGCAUUCUACACCACUUGCUUCGCCAAGGCGCUAUGCAGGAGGAUUUGAUGACUGUAGUUGCCAUGUCUUAUAACCUUCUGUGUCGUGUCUUUCGUGAAUGUGUUUGGACGUUUACAGAGCUGCCGACAAAGUAUCGCUCCAGCCUCACUAAAAGGGAAUUUGGGAUGUUGCUUUGGACUGGGCUGAGCAUAGUGGCAACCGUGUCGAGUGCGUGGCACGUAGACAAUCACGUAGGAACCAUUUUUUUUGCUGACCGUGUCCUCCAGUCGUCCCAGGAUUUAGUGCGCGCGACUCAGCGCUUGAUCAACUAUCUUCACCCAGAUAACACGCUAGAAGCAGGUUACGAGGCUAGUGUUGAGCUUUACCGAAGAUAUCCUGUUUGUUGCACACUCAUUCAUUCUCUUCGUGAUAUGACGCAGAGUACACCUUCUAAUAUCAAUAGGCGCAUAGGUGCUGCCAAUCGCCAUUCCACUAACGAUAAUUUCACCGCUGUUCUGGCGACACUCCAAGUGUUGUUGGGGCGUGCUUCGAUGCACGCUGCCACUGCAGGUAUUGCUCAAAAACUGUGGGAAAAGAUAUACUUUGAGCUAGCCUCAGUAGCAGAUGCACAGAAACAUCACUUAAGGAAACAGAAGGAAACCGCGGAGUCAGCGGACAGUGACACCAUUUUCCUUCAGGUACCAUCUCUUACAGAACUUGAAUGGGUUUUGAAAGCUGUCAAGAAUAUCGUUCCGACUUCGAAUAAUAAUCCUGACGCUAAGAAAGCGGUCCAUGGGUCUGAGGCUCUUUCUUCGUCAGACUGUGGCGACACGAAUUUUGAUGAUCUCUUGCUUGCUUUCCGGGAAAAUACGGCCAUGCUUGUUCCCCACUGUAAAGCAACGCCCUCAGAAGGGAACGAGCAAGAGGAUGGAUCCCUUAUGGCCGAUACGACUAUUGUACAUGACUCUUAUUUUCCACCAUACGGCUCUGCCUUCGAGAUAGUGGAGGAUCUGUGCGUCGAGGACAUUUUAGCAAGCAAGACGCUACCGGUAGGAAAGGUUGUCGAUAUUGUUAUCCAGCAGGCAAAGAGUAUCCUUUUGUUGGGAAGCACCCGUUCGGACUUCUCGCAAUCUGUAUUAACCAACAAGGUCUGGUUCGACUCUCCGCACACCCAGCAGCAAGUGUCGGCAUAUGUAAGGAACUUGCUGGGAUUAUUCAGCGCAUGCCCCUUAGCUACCAUAUGCCAGAAUCCUGGCGUUGAGGAACUGUUUGCCAGUUUUAGGGUGCUAGUGGAUAUGGAAGCGAUGGAGGAGGGGUCAGCAAAGGAUCUGGUGCCGGCUUCCAGGUUUAUUACGCUGGGCCGUUGUCGCACGGAAACACUCUUGAGUAUCAAGCAACUUUGGAGGCAACUGUGCCAUAAAGUACACAGUGAGCUGAUUGCUCCAAAAGAGGCUGAAUUUCAUAAGCAACAUAAGGAGUUGACUGCAUUCGUCCAUGCAUACCUAGGUGGGCAACUGCGUGGGAAGCGAUCGUCUAUCAUUGGCAGUGGGACUGACAUGUUUACAUUCAACGCUGACGACGUUCGCAGAGAGGAGCAGGAGCUCUUAUCUAUCCUUUCAACAAGGUCAACAGUCCCACGAUCACUUGCUACAGACCCGAAUGCUGCCUAUGAAGCCUUGCUCUUUCAUGAAGCGGAUGUGAUUCGUGGUCUGCCUUCAAGUGCGGCAGCCGACUCCGCACCAUUAAGCCAAUCCACCCAGUCUGUCGACCCUGUGCUUAGGAUGGCCGUUUCUAAGGCGAAGCUCUUAGAAAAACAUCUACCGCUUGGUGUUGUUUUUACGCUUCUACGGGUUUUGUCUGAGAGAGGUUCUAAGAGCGAUGAGUUUUGCUUGCUUGCAGAAGCGGUAUGCACAUAUGUGUCGCGUCAGUAUGUGCUACUACGGCCGCGGCUGGAGGACACGGCUCUCGAUGUGUUGCCGUUGCUGGGUUUUCUUCAGCCUUGGCUUGGGUGUAUUCAGGCUGAAAGGGAUCGCGCACCGCGUCCAGAGCAUACGAAUUUGGAGGGGGAGGGAAAGGAGAAGGACCGAUUGGAUGAUGUGAUUGCCCGCUGUGAAAUCCCCUCCCUCUUGGCAUCUGCCAAUAGAUGCGCUGAACGAGUGCGGGGGAUCUUUUUCCGCCCGAAGCUGCGGGCUCAACUUCGCCGAUACUUUGCAGAAGCAUCUGGGACCAAGGGAGAGGUCGGUAUAAGUUUGGAGAAAAGUAAAUCAGAAGAGAUCCUAGCGUACGAGUAUAUUCGAGCCGUUAUUGUUUACCUGCAUCUUCUGGGUCUGCAAAUCGUUGCACUCAGUCGUUUUAAUCUCCAGGGAAGCAUCGUCGAGGAAUUAGAGUUGUUUCUAAGACAACAAAACCAUGACCGAAUCCAAUCCGCUAAGCGGCGGAAAGCUCAGCCCGGCGCGGCAUCUGAGGAAGAGACUGUCCAAGGCGUUAACCCCAGCGCAUCGCUCCCUAUUUCGGUGCUUCUGCAUGGAGACUAUCCACCAUGGACGGCGACCCAUCGGGCGGCCAUGAACCAGGUAAACGUCAAUCCCUUCGUCGCCGCUCUUCAGCACUUUGCCAACGUUAGUUUCGUUCUAUUGCGGCAUACCGACUGCCUCACACACUUUGUGGCGGUGCAGGCAAUGUUUGAAAACGACCACCAUGCAUCCAGUGUUGCUUCUCCAUCAGAUAAGCUAGGCACCAGGUGUGCGGCCUUCGCAGAUGAGUUGCGGCACCUUGUCGCAAACUCCCUUCAGGGCGUCUUCAAAACCAUUCUAGACAAAGUCGAGCAUGCCUCGGCCCCACUUGCCCGCACCGUCGUUCAUCACCUUAUUAGCAGGUUCCCUUGUGAGGCCGUGGUGUCUAAUCCCGCGGUUUUAUCAGCGGCGGCUAAAACGAAGGACGAGCGUGGGGACCUUGUGCAAUUGUGGCAGCGUUGGCGCUUCCAACGCCCAGAAUGGUUUGUUACUAGCCCGAGCAUGCUAGAGAUCCUUACACCCUCAUUUUUUGCGCGCUGCCUGUCUACCAGCCAUAUGUCCAAGGCCUCUGCCCCAGUCAUAAGUUCUAUCGCGACAAGUCUUUUGGUUUACGCGCAACGCAAGGACAUUGCGUUGUCCCCGUUGUUAAUGGCGACGACAGCUCUUCUUGGCACCACGUCUAACCGCAGCACAGCCGUCCGUCUUCUGUGUGAGAAUCUCGCGCAGGAAAUGCUAAGACGAGAGGACUUUCUGCAGGCAUUAGCGCCCCCAACGGUGGCAACACCCACUCACGGGGCUGCCGGCUCCGUUUCAAAUGAGGUUCUCAUCCCCUUCCUUGCUGCUAUAGCACGUGAGGACAUUCAGGUGUCGAAGCGGACCCUUGCAGCUCUUCUGCACACUGCCAUGAGGAUGCGUGCAGACGUUUUUGGUGAGCCUCCUACGGCUAAUCGACAAGGAAAUCUUAGUCUCUUGCGGCCUCUCAACAGAACUGCCGCCGGUAGUGGUGGUCUCUUGCACCAGACUCAUUCUCCAGGCUUAUCGCCGUCGCCGUUUUCAUCGGAAGAUGGGGCAAACAGUCAAGGAGGUGCUGAAGGUGUCGCUCCCCAUACCACGGUUUCACACCAACAAGUGCACGACGUUGAAGGGGAAGAAUUGUCUGCCUUAGGGGCCUUUACUAUACACCAGAGCGAUGCCUCGGCUCUCACACACCGACAGGCUCUGGAGAGACUCAACAUCAGCUUGCCCGCAACCUUCGAGGUUGCGAUGCAUAUGCAAGUUAUGAGACGCCCCAAUAAAGAGGAGUACCAGCAUGCGACAAGCAUGCUCAAGGCCGCGGACGACGCCCGAAGAGAGCGGAUCCGCGCGUGCAGCUUACCGGUGAGUGGUACUAGUGCAGCAUCACUACAGUCAUCCCCGUCGUGCAAGCCCCUUGAUGGCGGUCAAGUCGACAGUCAAAUUGAGGAAGAUAGCCGAGGCAAGCUCGAUGCCGCCCUUCAUCUCGAGGAUUAUAUGGAUUACGGUGUCGCCCUCCUUCACCUCCGGUUUGCGCUUCGCAAGAUUGUCCAUGCUUCGUUUCGGCGGCUCGCGAGGCACCAGCUUCCCAGAACUCUUGCCGACAUGGCUGAGGCCUUGUAUGAGAUAGAUCGACCCAGUUUUGCAGCUCGGCAGAGGGCGCAGCAGAAACGGCGAGGAACAGGCAAUGCAACCUGCGCAGGCCAUGGUACCUUGCGCGACCCGAUGCUUAUCGCUACCCUUCGUGUUUUUUCCGCGAGGGCGAUUCUUUGUGCCCAAAGCAUUGGCUACAGCCCCAACGGAACGCCCAUAGUACUGAGGAGCACCUCAUCGGCGGAUCCCACACAGCCACGGGCUGAGGGUUCUCCGUCGCCGCUUUUGUUGCCGCCACAUUCCCCAUCAUCGGGCCUAUCGACACGGCAUGAUCUGAAAUCUUCAACGUCAAAAGUAGAAGAAACGGACAGUUUCGCAUCCCCCACAGGAUUGCCGAAGCUCAAGCAGGAAGACGAGCGCCAAAAGAUCGCCGUGGAGUCAAACGCUGCUAUUGCUGUGUCUUCUUCAGGUAUGCACACGACCAAGCAAACCCGAUUGCGAAUUAUGCACGCACUUUCUUCCAUGAAGCGGAAGCGUGUCCUGAUGGGUGGCGACGAAUCAAUACGAGGAACCGCGUUAGCCAAACGUCAGCGCGGCAGAGGGAAGGGAGAUGUAUAA